AUGCAUCAACAAGGCCACUCCAUCACCGACGGCAAGCCCCUGGUGCCCCCCAUCGACAUAUGGAACGCCGACGCCGAGCACGACGCCAACGCUGAGCUCUUGCGCAACUUUGAGAUCAAGCGCAACGUCUUUGCGACGCUCGCGCGCUCCCCAGGCCUCUUUGUCCCCGUCAUGGAGCUCCUCAAGGCUCUGCUCAGCGGCGACACGCGCAAGAUCCAGAUCCUCGACUACCAGCUCAUCGUGCUGCGCAUGGCCAGCACCGUCGGCGCCGAGUACGUCUUUGGCAUCAACGAGCCCGUCUCGCGCUUCAACGGCAUGGGCGACGACCGCAUCGAGGCCCUGCGCAAGGGCCUGCCUGCCGCUGAGCUCUUCGCCAUGGGCAUCUGGUCCGAGCGCCAGCAGUGCCUCAUCACCCUCCUCGACGAGUCGCUCGCCACGUGGACCAACACCCCCGAGACCAUAGCCUGGGCUCGCCGCCUCAUGUCCGACGACGAGAUUGUCGAGGUCUUCAUCGUGCUCGGCUUCUUCUCCAUGGUCGCCCGCAUGACCAUUGGCCUGCGCGUGCAGGAGGACCCCCCUAUCCCCGACCUCGAGAAGCACAUUGCCAUGCGCAUCACCAAGAACAAAAAUGCAGAGUGA
Beauveria bassiana ARSEF 2860 is the source of this 639-nucleotide messenger RNA. RefSeq names its product mitochondrial enoyl reductase. The transcript has a single exon. The record is from RefSeq and is a predicted model, not a curated record. The coding region runs from base 1 to 639 and encodes 212 amino acids. Lineage: Eukaryota; Fungi; Ascomycota; Sordariomycetes; Hypocreales; Cordycipitaceae.